Molecule: messenger RNA, 973 nt
Organism: Coffea eugenioides
Lineage: Eukaryota; Viridiplantae; Streptophyta; Magnoliopsida; Gentianales; Rubiaceae
Product: biogenesis of lysosome-related organelles complex 1 subunit 1
Exons: 4
Coding region: 60-458 (132 amino acids)
Biological process (GO): endosomal transport
Cellular component (GO): BLOC-1 complex
Source: RefSeq, a predicted model, not a curated record
UGCAUCAGAAAUUGAGGCUGAAAAAGGCUGCGACGACCGUAUGCCAUUUUCUUCUGAAGAUGGAUCGAUCAAAACAGCCAGAAGUUGGAGGUUUAGAAGCUUCAUUACUUCAACUGAUGCAUGCUCAUAAUCAAUCAUCAAUCCAACUCCGGGAACAUACAGACAAGGCAAAGAAAGAUGCAAUUGAAAUUGCCAAAAGGGUUUCUGCGCUUUUAGUUGAUUCGGUUGAUGGAGGUGUUCAACAAGCCUUUAUCACGGAGAAAAGGAUAGAAAUGGAAAUUCGAGCAUUGACAGCUGCUAUUGUCCAAUUUGGGAAGCAGACUGAUCAGUGGCUAGCAGCUUCUCAUGCUAUCAAUACAGCAAUCAAGGAAAUUGGAGACUUUGAGAACUGGAUGAAGACAAUGGAAUUUGACUGUAAAAGCAUUAGUGCUGCAAUCUACAACAUUCACCAAUCAUGAGAUCACUAGGGGGACUUUAGACUUAAUGCAAUGACUUUGGCAAAGGAAAAUGAACAUCAUCCUUCUGCCACAGCAAAGUGUUAGCGUCAGUUUCUAUGCACUUCUAGUACUUUGCAUGAUGAGCCAUUUAAAUCAGCAAAGAGUUCGAGAGAUUCUUACAAUUGCCUGCCAAGCUUGUUGAAGCUAUUGCCUGAUGGUGGGAUAAUCUCAAUCUCUGGAGCAAGAGUGGCUUCCUGGAAAGCAUCGGAUCUACUUAUUCCUGCUUUUUUGGGGUUUGCAUAGUUGAUGAUUGCAAAGGAUCACUUAGUUCCAGAAUCGUACAUCUGAUGGGAUCACUUUAUUCCUGAGUUGAUAUUCAUGUUUACCUAUAGAUUAGUUUUCCGGUUUAUUAUAGGCAAAACAUUUUGGCUUAUUAUCUGCAUUUCAUCCUUCAACGAGAGUCUUAUUUCUAGUCAAUACUCUUUACUAUUAGUGUCUUUUCUUUCAAGAUGCCAAGAAUGGAUUUUUACUGUGAA